GGAGACAAAAGGGGCCGCAGCGGCCGGAGCGGGACGGGCCCGGCGCGGGAGGGAGCGAAGCAGUGCGGGCAGCGAGCGAGAUGCAGCACCGAGCUUUCCUCCUCUUCGCUCUCCUCGCCCUACUGGCGCUCACUUCCGCGGUGGCCAAAAACAAAGACAAGGUGAAGAAGGGAGGACCGGGGAACGAGUGCGCUGAGUGGACCUGGGGUCCCUGCACCCCUAGCAGCAAGGACUGCGGCGUGGGUUUCCGCGAGGGCACCUGCGGGGCCCAGACUCAGCGCAUCCGGUGCAGAGUGCCCUGCAACUGGAAGAAGGAGUUCGGAGCCGACUGCAAGUACAAGUUUGAGAGCUGGGGUGCAUGUGAUGGGGGCACAGGCACCAAAGCCCGCCAAGGCACCCUGAAGAAGGCGCGGUAUAAUGCCCAGUGCCAGGAGACCAUCCUUGUGAUGAAGCCCUGCACCCCCAAGACCAAAGCCAAGGCCAAAGCCAAAAAAGGGAAAGGAAAGGACUAGAGGCCAGGCCGGGAUGCCAAGAAGCCCCUGGCUUUACCCUCCCAAAGGCCCAAGAUAUAACCCACCAGUGCCUUUUUUCUACUCAUGAGCUUUAUCAAUCACACUUGCCUCUUCCCCUUCACUCCUCCACCCCCACCCCCCAAGCACCCGGCAUAGGGUGGGACAAAGGAUUCUGGGAAGCUUGGGCUGCCUCCCAAAAGUAUUUGUCUCCCCUCUCCCCUACCCCUUUGUUUUUCCCCACAAUGACGCCAUUACUAAGAAACAAAAAAAAUAAACCACUUUUUUUCCCCCAAUAAAA
Loxodonta africana (African savanna elephant) is the source of this 810-nucleotide messenger RNA. RefSeq names its product midkine (gene MDK). Gene Ontology annotation, molecular function: growth factor activity. The transcript is spliced from 5 exons. Lineage: Eukaryota; Metazoa; Chordata; Mammalia; Proboscidea; Elephantidae. The record is from RefSeq and is a predicted model, not a curated record. The coding region runs from base 81 to 512 and encodes 143 amino acids.